AUGGCAAUACCGAAUAAGCCUUCUGGCCAGAGCUGGCUCUCCAGAAUCAAAACCUGGCUGGUUACCAACCCAAACAACCCCGGUCUGGAAACAAAAUACAACUACCAGGCUUUCCACUCAUCGCGCUAUCUCUUCUUUUUUGGCGGGAGAAUACGAACUGUCAAAAGGAACCCUGCACAGACAGUUUCUAUUCUAUUGAGGAACCUGAAGCCCCUUUUUCCAGUCGGAGUUGGGAUCCUCAUAGUCCUUCCUCUGGUGCUAUUUCUCGUCUACGAGGCAAAGUGGCUCUGGCACCACAUUUCUGGAUCGGUGGUGAUACUGUUUGUGUAUGGCUGGAUCCACUGUUUUGUGGGACUUUUGCGAGCUUCUUACAUGGAUCCUGGGGUUUUACCGAGAAACAUCCACAUCACAGACAACGCAGAAAGAGUGGGGCUCCCAGCCGAAUACAACUCCUCUGUCACCAUGCCUGGUUACAAAAGGGCUCAUGGAGAUAUGACUGGAUCUUACAAACCGCAGUCUGAACCUGAGGUGCAAAUCAAAUACUGCCCUACUUGUAAGAUCUGGCGUCCCCCAAGAGCAUCCCAUUGUUCUUACUGUAAUGUGUGCAUCAUGAACAUGGACCACCAUUGCAGAUGGUUGAACACCUGUGUUGGUCAGAGAAACAAACGGUUCUUCUUAUCCUUUCUAUUUGGAACGGUCACGUCCUGUAUUUGGAUAAUAGUGCUAUCGUUCGUCCAUAUAUUUGCCUAUAGACGAGAACACCCGGACAUAUCACUAGCACACAGUCUCAGAGAUGUUGGAGCUUCUUUGUUCCUGGUGAUAUACUGUUUGCUAGGAGUGAUCUUCCCAGGUCUCUUGCUGUUCUACCAUUUUAUGCUGGGUAUCACUGGAAUAACCACACGCGAAUAUUACCAAAUUCCACGUGGAAUGGAUAGUUUCGAGUUUUUGAGAAACAUAUGGGCUAGCACUUUCAAUACGCAUUCGUAUUGGAAGAACUUGAUGGUCCAGUGGUGCCAGCCUCGAGGAACAUCUACAGUCAGGAUGAGAGAUCGUUACCAACAGGGCGACAUGAGAUUCGAGUCUGUUGAGUUUGGCGCAAUAAUUUAG
This is a messenger RNA of Kuraishia capsulata CBS 1993, 1107 nucleotides long. RefSeq lists its product as uncharacterized. Bases 1 to 1107 code for a protein of 368 amino acids. The transcript has a single exon. Gene Ontology annotation, biological process: protein targeting to membrane; peptidyl-L-cysteine S-palmitoylation. Lineage: Eukaryota; Fungi; Ascomycota; Pichiomycetes; Pichiales; Pichiaceae. The record is from RefSeq and is a predicted model, not a curated record. Gene Ontology annotation, cellular component: endoplasmic reticulum; Golgi apparatus. Gene Ontology annotation, molecular function: protein-cysteine S-palmitoyltransferase activity.